AUGGACUCGGAGCAAAACGUUACCACUACUACGACACCGGCACCAACAGUGAAGACACCUGAUUUGAUAUUUGCGGAAUUUGAAUCUGAUGGAAGUCAAAAAUCAAUAAGAAAAUUACUAGAAAAAGAGAAAAUAGCAAAAACGUCAACAAUGAGCCCUAUUUAUGUACCCGAUGAUGAAGAAAAUAAAGUUACUCGUGUUGUAAACUAUGGCUUACCGGUAAAUCUAUAUAAACACGAUACCCCAAAUAACGAUGAUUCCACCGAAAAAUCUACUCAUCCUUUUAUGUUCGAUAACGAUUAUUAUAAUAAUGUGCAUGAGCCAGUAUAUUUGCCUUCUACAACGCAAUCAACGACCAAAGCUACAACAACAACGACUACCAAAGAAUCACCCGUUAAUAUUGAAAAUAUAUGGCAUAUAAUUGAUGACGAAAAGCUAAAUCAGUAUUCUGGAAAUUGGCAAGAAGUACAAGUUAACUCAAAAGAAGAGAAUGCAAAGAAUAAUAAUGAAAAUGAUGAGAACACAUAUGAUAAUCAAAAUCAAUUAGAAGAUGAAGGACAUCGUCAAAAUAACGAAGACCAGAGUGAUGAAGUAAAGAUAGACGAAAAUUUUGCUUUACCGGGUUUUGCUACAAAUCCAGGUAGUGGAGCCGAAAAUGAAUCAAGAGCUAUAAGAACUGAACCUAACAUAAGAUUUCCAUAUGUCAAUCUUAAACCAUUCCAAAUGAAACCAUCAAAAAAGCCGUCAUAUCAAAAUUUAUCAAACAGCAAGAAAAAUAGUAAUUUAUUAACCAACUUGGAUAAUUUCUCCGAUUUGAAACAUCCAGUGAGAGGAGAAGCUCAAGAUAUUAAUCCUAUAAAUUCACUUAUUGACCGUUAUAAUCCAGCUCAACCAUACUUACCACAACCUAGUUAUGGUAGUAAAAUAUCUAAGCAAUCUAGUCCCGUUUAUGCUCCUCCAAAAGCCACUGCUAAUUUAGUUCCUCCACCACUUCCGCCUUCCAAAGCUAGCGAUGACGAUUUCCCUGCUCCAGUUAGCUACGAUUCGUUUCCUCCCUAUGCACCAUCUGGUCCAAGUUAUAACCAAGUAGUAUCACCCCCGCCUUCACCAACACCGUCGGUUUCUGUUGAUUCGCCAUUUUUAAAUACUCCUGAUAGCUCAAUGACAUCUGAUGCGAGUGACAGUGACGACAUACCAAUGAUGGACUUAGGAUACCGUUACAAGCCACCAUCGAAUAAAGAAAAUAGUGAUGAUAAUUCAAUGGCAAAUAUGGGUUAUGAAUACAAACCACCUUCACCACCUGUUCCACAAUUCUUUCCAACUGUUCCACCGGCACCGAAACCUUUUGCAGGCUAUACAUAUAAUAAACCUAGUAUGAUUGCUGAUCUUGCUCCAAUGGUUGUAGCAGACAAACCUGAAGUUCAAGGGUAUCAUUAUACCAAACCAGAAUCAUCAAAACCACCGACUGACUAUAUGCCACAAAGCUACGAUUCUCAUCCUCCUUAUAGUCAUGACGAUUUGCCACAACACGGUCAUAAUUCCGACUACCCUGACUUGAUAUUCCAAAAACCACAUGAUGAUAUGAAAGGCGGUGACAUGAAGGAUCAUGAUAUUGGAAUGAUGCCACCGUCACCACAAUCCGAUAUGAAACCAGAUACUUGGAGACCAAACACUACGACAGCAACGUUCUUUUCAAAGAGAUCCGUUGAUGAGUUCACGUCAAAUGAAAACUUACACGAACUUACGAGUAAAGUAACUCAUGCAAUCGCAACGGCUGCAGAGAAGUACAUGAGCGGUAAAAAUAAAAAAGUAUAA
Messenger RNA from Vanessa tameamea, 1815 nucleotides. Its product is annotated as probable serine/threonine-protein kinase DDB_G0278845. Lineage: Eukaryota; Metazoa; Arthropoda; Insecta; Lepidoptera; Nymphalidae. Bases 1 to 1815 code for a protein of 604 amino acids. The record is from RefSeq and is a predicted model, not a curated record. The transcript has 3 exons.